AUCCACCAUGGCGCUCAUCCAAACAAGCCUGAUCUGGGUGGCCUACGCCGUUGCCGUGGCCAUUCUCUUCGUUAUUGCAUCGACCUUUGUCUACGUCUACCAGAAGCCGCGAGACCGCGCCGCAAUCGUCACCACUGUAUGCAUCUUCACGACGCUCGCCCUGCUCGCAACUGUGCUUCUUAUCCCCGUCGACGUCGCGCUCGUUUCGUCUACUUCGAAAUCUAGUCUCGGCCGCAAGAAGGACUGGGCCACACCUGAGAAGGUUGACAGCAUCGUCUAUACCCUGCGGAUAGUCUACUACACGCUCUACUCGCUCGACGCCGUCCUCUGUCUGCUUGUCAUCCCCUUUACCUACUUCUGGUACGAGGAAUACGACGAGGAUGCGGCAGAGCAUGGAGAGCAGACAGCUGGACAGCGCAUUUGGGGUGCCUUCAAGUACACCAUUGCCUUCAUUUUCUUCGUCGUUAUUCUCUUCCUCAUUGGCUUUUUCGUCCCCUUCGCCAAGCAGGCAAAGGACGACAAACGCCUGGACUUGGACUACUUCAAGCAUCUCCUCGCAGAGAACCAUGGUGAACGCGCGCUUUCCUUCGGACUUGGUCUUCUCAUCACCGUUGGCACCAUUCUCUUCGUUCUCUACACUGGGGCUGGAAUGGCGCUGCUCCCCGUUGCUAUGAUCAAGUCUGCACCUGCCGUCUCAGCACCCACUCUGGCAGCCAACACCGCAUCGCAGCUUGAUGCCAACCGUGAGCGCCAGAGGCAGCUCGAAGGUCGCAAUGAGGGCCGCGAUGGUGGACUCGAUGCCAGGGACAGGCGCGAACUGGAGUCUCUUAUCCGCGAAGAACGCACCCUUAUUCGCCGGGAGCGCCUUGCCGCCGAGUCGAGCGGCGAGGACCGCCAUUGGAUCGUCAAGACAUGGAUCAAGAUCGAAGCAGUGUUCCGGCCCCUCAAGCUCAUCGGUGGGCUCAUCCUCCUAGUCGUUGCCCUUGUCAUCUUCGUCAGCAUGCUCAUUACUGGUAUCGACAAGGCGAAGAACUCCAUCUGCGGAGCCCAUUGUGGCUACAUUCUGGGCCACAUCAACAUCUUCCAGCCCUUGAACUGGAUCCUGGUCAAGUCUUCCAAGGUCUUUCCCAUCGACUAUGUCCUGUUCCUGCUCAUUGUGCUGUUCUUCUUUUCUGCUUCCGUCGUUGGCAUUGCCACGGCUGGUAUUCGCUUCCUCUGGGUUACAAUCUUCAAGAUUCGUAAGGGUCAUACCUCGCCUCAGGCACUGCUCAUGGCUACCGUCCUACUCACCCUCAUUGUUCUCGCCAUCAACUACUCCGUCGCUAUGGUCGUAGCACCACAAUACGCUACCUGGGGCCCACAGACCUACUGCGACCUGACCACCAAUAGCCUAGACGAGCAACCAGACUGCUCCGAGCAUAAAGAUCUCAUCAGAUCUUGCUCUGAGCUCGCUACAAACCCUUCUGCACAGAAUGUCUGCACGCCCUCCGUGUUCAGCACAUUCAUCAACCGCGUCACUAUCAACUUCCCCUUCUUUGGUGUCGUCUUGUUUUGGGCGCAGUUCGCAUUCCUUGGUGUGUAUCUGAUUGUGUUUGUGACGACACUUUUCAGAGCGCCUACUCUAAACCAAGAGGACAUUGACCGCGAUCUCGAGGAAGAGGAAGAGGAGGGUCUACUGGCGAGCACUGGACGUAGGUUUGGAGCGGCCUGGGGUGAUGUUACGGGCCGGACGAAGAAGGCUCCCGGAUAUGGGGCUACAGAGUCGAACGAGGGAGAGAGGAGUGGCGAUGGGCAGUUCUAA
Molecule: messenger RNA, 1801 nt
Organism: Cucurbitaria berberidis CBS 394.84
Lineage: Eukaryota; Fungi; Ascomycota; Dothideomycetes; Pleosporales; Cucurbitariaceae
Exons: 2
Coding region: 8-1801 (597 amino acids)
Biological process (GO): protein localization to vacuole
Cellular component (GO): vacuolar membrane
Source: RefSeq, a predicted model, not a curated record